Encephalitozoon romaleae SJ-2008 is the source of this 2196-nucleotide messenger RNA. RefSeq lists its product as hypothetical. Lineage: Eukaryota; Fungi; Microsporidia; Unikaryonidae. The coding region runs from base 1 to 2196 and encodes 731 amino acids. The record is from RefSeq and is a predicted model, not a curated record. Gene Ontology annotation, biological process: rRNA processing. Gene Ontology annotation, cellular component: Pwp2p-containing subcomplex of 90S preribosome; small-subunit processome. Gene Ontology annotation, molecular function: protein binding. The transcript has a single exon.
AUGAAGAUUAAUGAAUCGGAUCUCUUCAAGAGAUACAGAAUCGCCAACCAAAUGGCCUCGAGCUUUCCUCUAAUGGUUAGGGAGUCCAAUGGGACCGUCCUUGUGACAUCGACAACACACACGAGUUAUAUGACAUAUGACGUAAAAAAGAUGAAUCUUCUUUUCUGUGGGCCUAUCUUUGGUAGAAUUCACUGCACAUAUCAGAGAGGAGAUGUUGUAUAUGUUGGAUCAUACAGAGAUGUUUAUGUCACCACUCGAGGAAGGAUUGUCCGUUGUUUUACCCUGCCUUUAAACUCUAAUCAGUCUAAUAAGAGGAUUAGGGUGUCUGAAGAAAGUAUGGAGGCUAUAGUCAGACAGAUACUUGGGUUUGGAGAGAUGAUCCUGAUUCUAACACAAAACGAACUGUUUGUCACAGAGGACCUGAACGAGAUGUACAAGGUUGAGCAUGAUGGGAUUGAGAGGCUGUUCCAUCCCCACACAUAUGUCAACAAAGUUGUUAAGAUUUUUAAAGAAGGGAGGAUGGUGCUGUUCAAUGUGUCUUCUAGAAAGGAAAUAUAUGUGUACAAGCCAUUUGAGGCACCCAUAACAUCAAUUGAGCAAAGCCCUGUGGUUGAUGUUGUUGGAAUAGGGCUAGAGAAUGGUUCCAUACACAUAUUCAACCUGAGGACAGAUAAAAUUCUGUUUUCAUUCAAGCUCCAAGAUGCAGUUGGCGAGCUUAGUUUUGGAGGGAAUCACCUUAUGGCAAUAACCAAGGAAGGGAUGUUUAUAUUUGACCUGAGCUCAAAGAAGAAGGUAAUAACGGUUGAAAACAGUGCCACCGAAGUGGAUGGAAAUGAAGAGAAUCCUGUUGGGGGGAUACUAAGUGGAAGAUUUUUAGAUAACCGAUCUCUUGUUGUAUCUACAAAGGACUCCCUGACUGUCUAUGAAGUGGAAAAUUACAGUCUUGAGACAGUUAAGAGAAGGAGAACAUAUAACGACGAGAUAAUAGGGAUGGAGUUUAUAGAUGAGAGAAAUGUGCUUGUGUUCGGGCCAAGGUGUGUGUUCAAUAUGAAUGUAUACAGGGACGAACAAAACUUCAUGUUCAAGUUCAAAGGCAACAUUGAGAUGAUAGACGUAAACAAGAAUAUAGUGUGUUUUGGAAGAAGAAGUCUCUAUGCCCUUAAUUUCUCGGAGAAGAACUCGAGGCUUAUUCUGAAUAAGGACGUCAAUUGCCUGGCUGUGUACAAAGACUUCUGUUGCUUCGGGAAGGACAAGAUCAUUUUAAUCAAUCUUAAAUCGAAGCUUGUUCAUAAAGAGUUUGCCAUAGACGAGGAGGUAGUUGACUUAGCAAUGGACUUUACAAGGAUAGUUGCAGCCACACGUUCUGGAAUACGUGUAUACACUCUGAAAGGGGAGGAGAUCGGUAGAUAUGAACAGAAGGAAAUAGUGUCAGUCAGACUGAUGGAGAACUUCAUUAUUAUCUGCACCCUUACUCAAGUUCUGUUUUAUGACGAUGGAGUCUCAAGAGCAUUUAAGAUGGGAGAUGAGAUCGUGGAUUAUUGUUUAUCAAGUGACUCGAAGUGGAUAGCCAUUCUAUGCAACCGGAAUGUCUUUCUUUAUGACAUUCUGACCACAACACUUCUUGACAUGCUUGCAUUGGAUAAUGAAGCGAAGUUUAUCAGGUUUUCUCCCAACCUUGACUUUCUUCUGGUUGUAUCCAGAGGUAAUGAUCUUAUCCUGUUUUCUAACAAGAGUAAUUUCCAGUCAUCUGCAAGGCCUAAGGAAGCAGCCUUAAACUUUUCAGAGUUCAAAGAGAGGAGCAAUGCAAAAGAGGCUGUAUGGAAGCACAAGAGGGGGAGUUUGUAUUCGGAGCUUCUACUCUUGAAGGGGUUAGAGAAUAACUUGGAAGGAAAGGAUUCCAGUAGUACAGAUUCAUCAAAGAUGCUAGAGAAGCUUUUAGAUGAAGACUGGAUAAGAGGGAUGGACAAGAAUGAUAUCCUAAAGGUUGUAGAUCUUAUCACACCUCAUGCUCUUACAUCCAUGGACAUUUUCCAAAGAAUUUUGUUCAACGUGCUAAGGUACAAAUCUCAUCUGUUGGAGUCCAGGGACAUACAUAUCUUGAAUGAGAAAUUCAUCAGAGAAUGGAAUGACUUUGAAGAAGAUGCAAUGAAAGUUAUGGGAUAUCUUAGUGUUGAGGCUGAUGGGCUACUUCAAUAG